AUGCGAACCGAAAAUGUGCUAACGCAGAAUUGUGACAUGCUGGACACAGUAGGCAACAAGUUGAACGAAAUUUUAAAAAACCUGGAAAAUGUUUUAGUCCAUCUGGACCCACUAAACAAUUAUGAAGCGAAGGAAGAUUCAAUGUUCUCCAAUUUGAAUGACGAACAAAACGAAAUUAUUAUUUUGUCCAACGUGAUAUAUGAUAAUAUUAACAAGCUUACAUCUAUGCUUCACGAUUUUAUUAAAACCAUACCCCCUUCGUACACAUACCACACGACUUUCCACUCAAACAGCUUUGUUAUUUUGAGGGAGAAUAGAAAGAAGGAGAAAAAAAGACAAGAUGCUAGGAUGGCAUUGGAUAAUGCUCAGAAAGGUACCAUGCCACGCGGUGAAACAACAGAGGCUCACGUAACGGAGACGCAACAUGAUGAUGGAAUAGUGAAAGACACCCAAUCGGAAAUUAAUAAAAACGAAGAUAUCGAUUCAAAGGAUCAACAAGGUACUACCGAAUUAGCCAGCCACUCUCCCCCCCCUUCUCAUAUAAAAUUUAUCGACAAAAGAAAGUUCAAACCGCUGCAGCUAUACAAAAAAAAACAGGUUGAUGAAUUUUUCUAUUUUUCUAACACAGUCGAUUUAGAGUAUGCUAAUUUGUUAUACAUGCAAAGGUAUGAACAGAAACUUCAAAAAUAUUUAAUUAAGUCGAGGUAG
Plasmodium inui San Antonio 1 is the source of this 708-nucleotide messenger RNA. RefSeq lists its product as hypothetical. The record is from RefSeq and is a predicted model, not a curated record. The transcript has a single exon. Lineage: Eukaryota; Apicomplexa; Aconoidasida; Haemosporida; Plasmodiidae. The coding region runs from base 1 to 708 and encodes 235 amino acids.